CGGGCGCCGCCGGCCCGACCCGCUCCGCUCCCGGGCGCCGUGAGCGGCGGUGCAUCAACUCAUCCAUCGUCCUCCGCCUGCCCUGGCCCUGGCCCCGGCCCGGCCCGCCCGUGCGCCCCAGCGCAGGCGCUCGCUUGUUAGCAAAGCUCCACACGGGACAGAUGGGGAACGUGGUUUUUUUAAUCAGCUUUGCCGAGCGCUGAGAGGAGCAGGCGGCGUGAGGUGGGCGGCGGGAUCCUUGCUGUCACCCACGUGCAUUUCGCUGGCCAGAAAACAUAGAGGUCCCUUGCGACGGAGCCCUUGCACGAGCGUUUUGAGGAUGAAAUGCUACAUAAACUCUUAAAGCACACCACCUGAGGACAUUGCUACCGACAUGGACAUCAUUAUUAUUUACAAAUGCUUUAAUCAGGAGGAGCUUUUUGUAAACAUGAAUUGCUGGGCUCUUUCCUUGAGGUGUCGUUUCUUGUUUCAUGCUAUUGAAACAUUAAUCUUAACUUAUUAUGACUCCUUUGUGUUGGUCAGCUCUCAGGGACAUUUCCCUAGGCUUGAAAAUGUGGGAGCUUUCAAGAACGUGUCAAUUGUGCCAACUCAAGCCACUUGUGGGCUGCCAGACCGAAGUACUUUUUGUCAUAGCUCAGUAGCUGUUCAAAGUAUUAAUAUCUGCACCCAGAGGUUUUGUGUUCAGGAAUGUCCAUACAGGUCAUCCCCUUCAUCCUACAAACCACUUCUUUCAGAAGGCCUUGGUACCUGCAUCACAGAGGACAAAAGAGACUUGCAUCCAGGGUCUUUCAGCAAUGCUUCCAGUUUUAUUUUUCAUAAUCACAAGGAUUGCUUUUCUUCUCCCCGUUUUCCAAGGCUUGCAGCUUCAUUUACGUUAACUGUAUGGUUGAAACCUGAGCAAGAAGGUGUAAUGUGUGUGAUAGAAAAGGCUAUUGAUGGGCAGACUGUGUUCAAACUCACAAUCUCUGAGAAAGAGACCAUGUUUUAUUAUCGCACAGUAAAUGGUUUGCAGCCACCAAUAAAUAAUGACACUGGGAGAAUUCUUGUGAAGAAAUGGAUUCAUCUUAGUGUGCAGGUGCAUCACAGCCGAAUUAGUUUCUUCUUGAAUGGCUGGGAAGAUGACAACACACCUUUUGAUUCAAGGAUUCUUAAGGGAACAGUUGCAGAUAAUGAUGCUGAUGGUACUCUGCAAAUUGGACAAAGCUUCACAGGUUUAGAGCAAUUUGUUGGAAGAAUGCAAGAUUUUCGAUUUUACCCAGUGGCACUUACAAACAGAGACAUUUUGGAAGUAUUCUCUGGAAAAUUCCCUCAUCUUCAUACCCAGUCUGAGUGCCGCUGUCCUGGAAGUCAUCCCCGAGUGCACCCAUUGAUACAGAGGUACUGCAUCCCCAAUGGUGCAGAUGAUACCACUAACGACAGAGUGCUGAGGUUGGAUGCAGAAGCCCAUCCUCUGUAUUACAUCAAUGAUGAUGACAUUGGGACCACUUGGAUUUCGUCUGUGUUUGCUAAUACUGCAGGUCUGGAUCGUGGUGUUUCAAUCACAAUAGAUUUGCAAAAUGGACAGUAUCAGGUAUUCUAUAUUAUACUGCAGUUCUUUAGCCCACACCCUGAAGCAGUAAGAAUAGAAAGAAAAAAAAGAGAUGAUCUAAAAUGGGAAGACUGGCAAUAUUUUGCUAGAAAUUGCAGUAUUUUUGGAAUGGAAAACAAUGGAUCUCUGGAAAAACCAGACUCUGUCAACUGUCUCCAGCUUCAUAGCUUUACACCGUAUUCUCGUGGUAAUCUGACUUUUAGUGUUCUUACCCCGGAACCAAAUCACCGACCUGGUUACAAUGAUUUUUAUAAUACUCCAUCUCUCCAAGAAUUUGUAAAAGCUACACAAGUGAGGAUUCAUCUCCGUGGCCAGUAUCAUACCAAUGAACCUUGGGUAAAUUUCAGGCACAGGUACUACGGAGUUAAUGAAGUUACAGUCAGUGGAAGAUGUAAUUGCCAUGGCCAUGCUGAAAAUUGUGACACAGCUGUGAAACCGUAUAGGUGCCUAUGCGUCAAGGAAAGCUAUACAGAAGGAAAUAAUUGUGAUCGCUGCUUGCCAUUAUACAAUGACAAGCCUUUUCGUCCAGGUGACCAAGUUCAUGCUUAUAAUUGCAAACCGUGUCAGUGUUACAGCCAUGCAGUGAGCUGCCACUAUGACUUAGCAGUGGAUCCUUUUCCUCAGGAACGCUACAGAGGCGGUGGUGGAGUGUGUGAUAACUGUCAGCACAACACAGCUGGAAGGAACUGUGAGCUGUGCAAGGAUUUCCAUUACAGACAAGCAGGUGCAGAUCUUUCAGCCACUGAUGUUUGCAAACCCUGUGACUGUUAUGCAACAGGCACCAAAAAUCAGAGCCUCCUGUGUGAUAAUAUUGGAGGCCAGUGUAAUUGUAAGAGACAUGUGUCUGGCAGACAAUGCAAUCAGUGCCAGGAAGGAUUCUACAAUCUGCAACAGUCAAACCCUGAUGGCUGCAGUCCCUGUAACUGUAAUACCUCUGGGACAGUCAAUGGAGAUAUUACCUGUCACCAAAAUUCAGGACAGUGCAAGUGCAAAGCAAAUGUUAUUGGUCUUAGGUGUGAUAGUUGCAAUUUUGGAUUUAAAGCUCUCAGAUAUGCUAAUGAAGAUGGAUGUGAGCCUUGUUGGUGCAACAGCCACGGCUCAGUGAACCAAUUCUGCAACCCUCUCUCCGGGCAGUGCAAUUGUAAAGAACGAGUGAGAGGGCUUCACUGUGACACCUGCAUGGACAACUUUUAUGGACUGGAUGUAACUGGUUGUAAGGCUUGUGAAUGUAAUGCUGCAGGGUCAUUUUCUGGAACUGUGUGCGAUGCAACGACAGGGCAGUGUGCAUGUAAACCAAAUAUUGGAGGAAGACAGUGCGACCAAUGCCUGGAUGGCUACCGCAAAGUACAGAAGAAUCAUUCCUUUGUUUGUCUGCCGUGUAACUGUGAUAAGGCAGGUACAGUGAAUGGCUCUCUGCUUUGUGACAAAUCAACAGGACAGUGUCCUUGCAAAGCUGGUGUAACUGGCCUUCAGUGCAGUCAGUGCAUGCUUCAUACGUACAACCUCAGCAUGAGCAACCUCCUCGGCUGCCAGCGUUGUGACUGUGACGCUCUGGGCACAUUGGCAGGAACAGUUUGUGACCCCGUUUCUGGACAGUGUGUCUGUUUGCCUCAGCGCCAGGGGAGAAGGUGUAAUGAGUGUAAACCAGGUUUUUAUUUUUCUCCAUCCAGUGUCACUGGCUGUCUGCCAUGCCUGUGCCACAUAGCUGGUUCAGUGAAUCAGAUCUGUGAUAAACUAACUGGCCAAUGUAGUUGCCAAGAUGCCUCUGUAACAGGACAGACGUGCGAACGUUGCAAAGAACUUUAUUUUGGAUUUGACUCUGAAACAGGGAGAUGUCAGCACUGUAAUUGUCAUCCUGCAGGAGCCAUUAGUGGGACUUGUCAUCUUGUUACUGGACAGUGUGUUUGUAAACAAUUUGUAACUGGCUUGAAAUGUGACAACUGUGUUCCUGAUGCUAGUAAUUUGGAUGUCCACAACCUAUUUGGCUGCAGUAAAACUCCUUUCCAGCAACCUCCUCCUACAGGAGAAGUUCUCAAUUCCUCUGUUAUCAGUCUUUCAUGGAGUUCCCCUGACUCUCCAAAUUCUAACAGGCUUAUUUACCAGCUGUAUAGGGAUGAGGAAGAAAUUUAUACAACUGAAGACUACUAUCCUUAUAGUGUUCAGACCUUCACGGAUACUGUGUUAGCUCCAUAUACCUUCUAUUCCUAUUACAUCCAAGCCAGCAACGUUCAUGGUUUUACAAGAAGUGCCUCAGUGACAUACAGAACAAAAUCUGGGACACCUAUAGGAAGCUUAGAUUUAAAUCCCGUUUUUCCUGUCAGUCACCACUCUGUUUUACUUUACUGGACAAGUGUCUCCAAUGACUCUGGACCCAUAGAGAAAUACAUUUUGACAUGUACUAGCUCGGUUGAUCUUCAGCCUUGUGGCCAGUAUGAAGGCUUAAAGACCUCAGCAAUUAUUUGGAAUCUCAUUCCAUUUACGAAGUAUGUUUUUUCUGUGCAAGCUUGUACUAGUGGAGGCUGCUUAAAGAGCCAGCCAGUAACUGUAGUUACUGCACAAGCUCCUCCAGAAGGGCUACACGCACCGGUGGUAAAAACUAUCAGCGCUACAGAACUGGCUGUGGAAUGGUCACCACCUGAGAAACCAAACGGUAUAAUUAUAAGAUAUGAACUUUACAUGAGAAAAAAAUUAAAACCAGCUGGGAACUUUCUUCCCCCUGAAAUUCGUAUUUUCCAAAGCAGUGGAUGGCUCAGUCCUCAACCAGUUGUGGAGUCUCCUAAUGAAAAUGCUCUGGCUCCACCGCAAACCAGUACCACAGUCAUUGAUCUGGAACCAUUUACAGAGUAUGAAUUUUAUGUGGUAGCAGUAAACAUGGCAGGUAGCAUAUCUUCAGACUGGAUAUCAGGACAAACAGGAGAGGCUGCCCCAGCAUUCAUGCCAUCUCCAUCAGUAUUCCCUCUUUCACCAUAUUCCCUCAAUGUGUCAUGGGAAAAACCAGAAGAUAAUUUAGCAAGAGGAGAAGUGAUGGGUUACAGCAUCAGUUUAAUGAUUGAACAAAGGUCCUUGCCACCAUUUUCCCAGGUUUUGCAUAUAGCUGAGGCUCAUGAGCUCUCCUAUGUAGCAACGGGAUUAAAACCUUACAGGACGUACAACUUUACUGUUACUCUCUGCAAUCAAAUUGGUUGUGUAACCAGUGAGCCAGGCAUGGGGCAAACCUUGGCAGCUGCUCCAAGAAAACUUAAUGCCCCUCGUGUUGAAGGAAUAAACAGCACAACGGUAAAGAUAUAUUGGGAUGAACCUGAAGAGCUUAAUGGGCCUUCUCCCAUCUACCAAGUGGAAAGGAUGGAUUCAUCUUUGGCUACGUUUAGCACAGAAGUAAUGAAAGGGAUCCGUUUCCCCGGAAAUGGGUAUUACAGAUUUGCUAGUUCCACUCUCCCCACCAAUACUUACUUUACAGGUAAAUGA
Molecule: messenger RNA, 5053 nt
Organism: Chiroxiphia lanceolata (lance-tailed manakin)
Lineage: Eukaryota; Metazoa; Chordata; Aves; Passeriformes; Pipridae
Product: usherin-like
Molecular function (GO): protein binding
Source: RefSeq, a predicted model, not a curated record